CCCCCCUCCUCACACACACAAGGCUGAGCUGCCUCUGGAUCUAGAUGCGGGCAUCCUUGUAUUCUUCUCCUUCCUUCGGGCCCCCGUUGCACGAAAAAAAAACAAGUUAACGGGACAACAAUGGUGCACGCCUCGGCGGAAGAAUCCGUAGGUGCCGGUAGUUUAGGAGACCGGGGAUCGUUCUCAUUGUGACAUUCACCAGCACGCCGCUGUUGAGUUUAUUGUUCUGGUCCUAGACGCGGCUGAGCAGCGAUUCUCUGAGAAGAUGUUGAGCCGAUUCAUGAGUGGCAGCAUCAGGAAUCUUGAGCGGGAAUACAGCUGCACCGUCCGACUGCUGGACGAUACGGAAUACACGUGCACCAUUCAGCGGGAUGCAAAGGGUCAGUAUCUGUUUGACCUCAUCUGCCACCACCUCAACUUGCUGGAGAAAGACUACUUUGGUAUCAGAUAUGUGGAUCCAGACAAGCAGCGGCACUGGUUGGAGGUCACAAAGUCAAUUGCAAAGCAAAUGAAAUGUCAGCCUCCCUUCACCAUGUGUCUGAGGGUCAAGUUCUACCCGCCUGAACCCGCCUUUCUAAAGGAGGAAAUCACACGAUAUCUUGUCUUCCUGCAAAUCAAGAGAGACCUCUACCACGGUCGGCUCUUGUGUAAAACCUCGGACGCGGCCAUGCUCGCUGCACACAUCCUUCAAGCUGAGAUCGGAAAUUACGACCCUGGGAAGCAUCCUGAAGGUUACAGCUCCAAAUUCCAGUUUUUCCCCAAGCAUUCGGAGAAGCUGGAGCGUCGAAUUGCAGACAUACACAAGACAGAGCUGAUUGGACAGACACCUGAAACAUCGGAGCGCAAUUUCCUCCAGAAAGCCCAGAUGCUGGAGACGUAUGGUGUUGAUCCACAUCCAUGCAAGGAUGUGUCUGGGAACCCUGCUUUCCUCGCCUUCACACCAUUUGGUUUUGUGGUGCUUCAGGGAAACAGGAGGGUUCAUUUUCUCAAGUGGAACGAGUUGACCAAACUGAAGUUUGAAGGCAAGACGUUCCACAUUUAUGCAAAUCAGCAAGAGGACAAAAAGAUCAUCUUGACGUACUUUGCACCCACACCGGAGGCAUGCAAGCACCUUUGGAAGUGUGGAGUGGAGAAUCAAGCUUUCUACAAGCUUGAAAAGUCAAGUCAGGUUCGCACGGUUUCCAGCAGCAACCUGUUCUUCAAGGGCAGCCGAUUCCGUUUCAGUGGACGAGUGGCAAAAGAGGUGAUGGAGCAGAGUGCCAAAAUCAAACGCGAACCUCCAGAAAUACACAGGGCUGGCCUUGUGCCCAGUAGAAGUUGUCCAUCCAUCACCCACGGGCCUCGCCUCACCAGUGUGCCGCGCACGCGUCGGAGAGCUGUGCACAUAUCUAUUAUGGAGGGCCUGGAGUCGUUGCGUGACAGCGCUCACUCGACGCCGGUGCGCUCUGUGUCCCACGGGGAAUGCUUCAUCCCUCGCUCCCGCAGCCAGGCCGCGGACGCCGGUGAGAGGACUGCGGUGAUCUCGGACGAGGCCUACAGCCCGUCCGACAGCGUCCUGCCCACCCCGGUGGGCGAGCACAGCGUGGAGCUGGCCGGGUCGCGCCAGAGCAACGGGGUGCCCCGCAGCAUCGAGGAGGAGAAGGAGUCGGAGGCAGGCACCCCGUUGCGCAGGGAAGUGGGUGAUUUUGGUGCGGGCGGUAGAUCCGCACAAGAGGGUGACUCCGCCCUCAGCGAGGUGGAACAGGUGAAUAAAUUUGUCUUAAGCGUCCUGCGUUUGCUGCUCGUGACCAUCGGACUCCUCUUUGUCCUGCUCCUCCUGCUCAUCAUCCUCACAGAGUCCGACCUUGACAUCGCAUUUUUACGUGAUAUCCGCCAGACCCCCGAAUUUGAGCAGUUCCAUUACGAAUACUUUUGUCCCCUCAGGCGGUGGUUUGCCUGCAAGUUGCGCUGGGUGGGCGGGUUGCUCAUUAACAAGGAGGAUUAAGGGUCGUAGAGGUCGUAGCGUUUGUCCCCUCCGUUCGGGGGUCUGCGACGGCGGUCAGGACUCCGGAGUGAUGGAGGGGGGCUUCUCUCGUCGUCCUCCCGCAGACAUUCAGCUUAGACCACUCCUGGAGCCCCAGGAACCAUCUCCUCGUCCCGUUUUUGUUUUCUACAAAGCAAGAGGGACAUCUUUACAUUUUUUUUAAUUUCAACUCAUUUCAGGUAUUUUAUUUUUUCAAAUAACACAAAGAAAAAAACAUCAAACCGAAAUCAAAGAACUGAAGGUGUUUAAACUGUUGAUUUCUAAAGAACAGAAGAUUUCAUUGCAAUGGUUGAAAGUUGGCUUCAUUAUUAUUUAUUGCUUUUAAACAUGUAAUUGCAUAAUGAAAUAAGAAGAGAAGAAGGUAAUUUAAGGAAGUUGAUUUGCCAUUUAAAUGAAGAUGGAAGUGAGUUGUGUUGCAGAUAAUAGGCUGCUAGCUGGCAAGUGUAUUUGUAGCAAAGUAUUUUAAUAUCUUUUGAUAUUGGUUCAUCCUCAUCAGAAAGUUAACUAGUCACAGCAUAAUAACUAAACAGAGCAGUUUAAAGGGAAUAAUGGUGAAGGUUCAUUAAACAGAGAGCAGGUGAUUACAGAAUCGCUUUUUUUGAGAAGAUGUUGAAGACUGGAUUUUGUGCAUUGUUUACAGACACAAUUAGCUUAGGUAUACACUGGUAACUCAUAAAGAACAAUGUUGUUUUACAAAAACAAAGUAGGGAUACAGUCAAAUAAACCAGUACUGUUAGUAUGACACAACUCAAUCGUAUCAGAUGCGGUUACAGAAAUAUCAACAAAAAGUUGCUAGUCCCAAUAAUGAUAGUUUCGAUUGAUGUCCAAUGCUCAUAUGGUUUAAAUGAUUAAGUACCUUUGAAUUUGCUCAUCUGUCCAGUUCUGUUCAUCCUAUAAAUUUCAUUGCAUUUUUCAGCAAGCUGAAAUUCGAUGAAUUUCAAUUAUUUCUUUGUACGAAGAGUUUAUGAAUAAUUUGGUUUCAUAUCAACCUUGCUCUUAGGUAUAUGUAACACCCUAUAUUAUUAUUAGAAGAAAGAUUAAGAAUACUGAUGUACUUUUUGUACAAAUUAGUUUGUUUCCUAAUAUAUAACGGUUUUUCAUGAAUAUUUUAACAGAAUGAAAUGUUAUUUUGUUAUUGAAGAUUAAAUUAUACCUUUUUUAGAGUUGUGUUUCAAGUCAGGACAGAAGCAUUUAUGGAAAUGUGAAAGUGGGGACGAAAAAAAGGGGUUUUAUCCAGAUCCACUGAACACUGAUCACAUCUCAUUACAUCAGCAGCAGUGAAUCAGCCUCUGGUGUGCGUGCAAUUUUAAUGAUCAUAUUAAUGAACAUGUAUUUGUACAGCAUGAAAUCUGGUGAUGUCAUUAUACCAUCAAAAAUACCAAAUAGUCCCAAAGCACAUUUUAACCAUACAUUAACAUUUACCAUCUCUUAUUUCCAAAGUUUGGAGAGGUGAGGUCGAGCCUGAGUGAUGCAUGUUGUGAGUUGUGACCUAUCUUCACACUUGGAAUUCAUUUUAAAAAGUAGGAAACAAAACUACAACUGAAAUGAUUACUUGAACAACUAAUAUACAUAAUUGUCAGAUAAUUGUGAUUGUCAAACAAUUGCCAUAUUUCAAGGAAAGAUUUUCUGGUAAACUUUCUGGUUUCAUAUUUCUGUUGUUCAUCAUUGGAAAUUGAAUAUAUUUGGGAUUUGGAACGUUAGUCGGAUGUAAAAAAAAAAAUUGUAACAUAUCACCGAUGGUUUUGUAGGAUUAUAAUGGUAACUUUUCACAAUUUUCUGACAAUUAAUCAACCAAACCUUUGAUUGAGAAAAUUAAGAAUGAUUUUUUUUUUCUAAAGGAUGUACAACAGUUACUGUUUGACUAUCAGCCAACAUGAAAGGAGAUACCGUUAUUGUUAUCUGCCCUUGGAUUUUCUGAUCAGGCACUAGACUCUUCAGCCUCACAGCACCAGGAAGCAAUAACUACCACAGCUGCUGGAUUCCUGGUAAAAUCAGUUUUUUCUACAGCAUGGCUACCUCCUGCACCACGUGCAGGGGUUACUGUGUCUGCAUGUAGGAAGUUGAGACAAGAUUGAAGGCGCUAGUUGUGAGGUAUUACGCCGAAAGACUUAAAAAAAAAAAACGUAAACAAUAUUUUGCCAAAAGGCAUUAAGGACUAGGAGGAAGCAAAAGAAGGAAAUAUAGAAGCCUUGAGUGACAUCAAAGGACUUUGUUCGAGGUUUUUUGCCGCAGCACUGAAGGCCGGAUGGUGCUACUUUCUUUGUUUGCUCCUCUGUGAUCCGAGCGUGUCACUGCUUGGCUAAAUGUCAGUCGUGACUUUGGCGUUGUGGCUGGAUCCACUCCUAUAGCUCACUAUCCUUCAGUCAUCCAUGGUGGAGGGAGCAGUACUAAUAUUUCCCAGGAUGAUGCUAGAGGAAAUAUCACAUCAUUGGAGCUAUGAUGGCAAAAAUCCUGUCACAAACUGUAGGAGCUGGUUUAUGUCGAGUAAUAAUUUGUAACUUGGAGACAUCAAAUAAAUAGCAAUGCAAAGAUGAAGCACAUUUUUCCUAACGGGGUGGAGCAGGGAGGGAAGGAUUACUUCUUGGUGUGUAUUUUCAUACUUCAUAUUUAAUACUGAUUUACUUACAUGAAGGUCAACAUGACCUGUCUAGCCAGGCGGGUCCACAGGACAUCUUUCAAAGGUGAUUAUCGUACAUCUAUCAGCAUUAUGUAGCUCCAGUGGUCUCUCUGAACAUGCAACAAUUUAAAAAAGAAAAAGGCAGCGUUAUUCAAUGAGCAAUAAUCUGUUGUAGGAGCAAAAAGAUGUGAUUUACAAACUUAUGUAUGAAAAACAACAGUAUGUGAAAUAUGUUCUUUUUGUUUCUAGAAAACCACUUACAAAAUUGUUGUUAUUUCCUGUCUAACAAUGACGUGCCAACUGAGACAAUUAGUCACUGUUGCAUUCGUUAACAUUUGAUAAAAAUCUGUUUUUCCUCAGAGACCUCUCGUGUGGAUGUUUGUUCUGCUGUUUUCUUUGCUGUUUCAUUGUUAAGUGACAGAUUGUUCCUUGUGCCUGGAUCCUAACUGUUAUUCACCCAAAGUGACAAAGAUGAAAGAAGGGAGAACAAAAGAUUCGACAUCCUUAACACUUGUGCUAUUCUACUCCGUCUUUAAAUAUCGCAGCCUGAGAGGGAAAACCAUUACAUUACAUUGCAUUACUGCAGUCAUAGCCAGAUGUGUGACUUUUGAUGAACGCCUGUGAUUGUCAUCCAUGGUUUACACAUCAGAAACAGCCGGGUUGUCUCUGAAAGGCAUGUAAAGGAAUGCAUAUACAAUGUAGUUCAUUGGAGGUUGAAGCAUCGAUUCGAAAUAUAUGUGGGAUGGGGGGGGGGGGGGGGUACAGGCAAUAACAGAAAACACCCACAUGGUAAUAUUUAACUACCAAAUUUAUGAAAAUUAUUUAACUUAAAAAUAUUUAAAAGAAGGCAUAUUAGAAGUCAUUUCUGAUGUCAUUUUUUGUGGCGUUUUCAUGUUAUUUUUUUUUAAACUCCAUGCGAUACAAUGAAGUACGUUUUAAUAAUCCUAAUCAAGUGAUUUAUGCAAGAUUAGCUCCCUUAAUUUAAAUCCUGCCAAAAACCCUGUCCCAUUUAUUAGGAGGAUGUAUCAUAAACUUAAACCAUAUACCAGUCAUAACCGAAGAGAUUAUGAUCUGCUCCUUGCUGUCAGCUCCCGGUUGGCGGACCCCUUAAACUGUUACACAUGCUUGUCAAUAAGUGUGUGUGCGCAUAUCCAUGUCUGGUCGUUGCUGUUAAAUUGCGUUAUAUAUACACUACACACAAGUUUUUAUAUAUAUAUAUAAUAUAUAUAUAUAUAUGAAUCCUUGUGCCAAAUCCCGUUCUUGUUCAGUCCCAUGUUUGUACUGUAGACCUUCUGUACAAGUCAGUAUGAAAUAUUGUUUCCAAUAGUCCCUUGUAAUGGGUGCCAUUCAAAAGAUUUAAAACUUUAAAUAAACAGUGAUUAAAAAACA
This is a messenger RNA of Pungitius pungitius (ninespine stickleback), 6029 nucleotides long. Its product is annotated as FERM domain-containing protein 5. The transcript is spliced from 14 exons. NCBI's taxonomy places the organism in Eukaryota, Metazoa, Chordata, Actinopteri, Perciformes, Gasterosteidae. The record is from RefSeq and is a predicted model, not a curated record. Gene Ontology annotation, cellular component: cytoskeleton. The coding region runs from base 266 to 1984 and encodes 572 amino acids.